AUGUGUGCAGGCUCGGCGCUGCGGCAGGAGCACCGGCAGGACUACGGGCAGGAAUUGCGGCAGGAGUUCCACCGGGAGUACCGCCGCUCUCUGGAGCGGGAAUUCGGCCCCCGGCUGCAGCAGGAGCCGGCGCUGCUGGAGGCCCUGCAGGAGGACGCCCUGGCACUGCUGGCCCGGGGGCUGCGGGACCACCCCGACCCCGGGCUGGCACUGCGAGGCCUGGCCAGCGCCUUCCGGCUGCUGGAGCUGGCGGCCGUCAACCUCUACCUCUUCCCGUGGCGCCGGGAGUUCGGCACCAUCCCGACCUUCUCCGGCGCCUACGUGCACCUGCUGCGCCCGGCGCUCCCCGAAGCCGACCUGCUGCGGAGUUUGGGCCGGCUGGGCUAUGAGCGGCGGGACCGGCACCGCCUGGCCGUGGGCCGGCUGCCCCCGGGGCCCGCGCUGAUCGCCGCCGCUGUCGGCUUCCUGGCCUGCCGCGUGGAGUGCGAGAUCGUGGCAGAGCUGGCACUGCAGCUGAGACAGCCCCGCGCCGAGGAGCUGCUGGAGGCGCGGCACUGGCCCGGGGGUGCCAAGGGGCACCUGGAGAUGCUGCAGGACUCGGGGACGCGGCCCAGGGUGGCUCCUGACUGCAGCGACAGCAUGGAUCUCUAUCAGGAGAGGCCAGACAGCCCUGAGGACAUGGGCAGCAGGGACACAGCCCCCCCAGCGCUGUGGAGGGACCCUCAGGACGUGCCCAGGAGGGGCUGGGGCCGCUGCGACAGCACACUUGGGCCAGAGCCUGUGGGCAGCACUGAUCUGGACACCUCCUCUCACCUCUUCCCAGAGCCGGAGCUGGUGGGGACUGGCAGAAGUCCCCAGGUGCUGGGGGAGCCCCAGGAUUCCCCCCAGCCCACAGCAGAGCUGCCCUGCUACCAGCUGCACUCAUGCCUGCAGCGGGGCAUGCUGCCCUCGUACUGCUGCAGCACGUGCCGGCAGCUGCACGGGGGCGGCUGCGCCCUGGGCCGCGCCUGCCGCAGCCGGCACCGCGGGCAGGAGCUGCAUGGGGAGCGGCAGCAGCGCCUCUGGCUGCAGCGCACUGAGCUGGACAUGCUGCUGGCCCAGGGCUCUGCAGCCAGCUCCUGA
Agelaius phoeniceus (red-winged blackbird) is the source of this 1122-nucleotide messenger RNA. The record is from RefSeq and is a predicted model, not a curated record. Lineage: Eukaryota; Metazoa; Chordata; Aves; Passeriformes; Icteridae.